CGUGAGUGACGGUUUGAUCGUUAGUUAAUUCAUAAAUGAGACCGGCGGCGCGAUAAAACUAAAAAAAAAAGUUGCAAUUUGUCUAUCAAUUUUGCUUUAUUUCUGUGUAACAUAAUAGUUUUUGUAGUGAAUACGUGAUAACGGUCUUCGAGGUUAACCAACCGGCAUGGUGUUUCUUUGAAAUGGGUCAUAGUGUAUAUUAAGCUAACAAUUUUAUAACGGAGCGCGCCCAUCGAAAUACGAAUUUCCCGUACAAAAUGGAGGAAGGCAAGAAAGAAAUCAAUUUAGAUUCGAUACUGGAGAGCUUGGGUCCGUACGGGCGCUACAAUUUACUGAAUUUCGUGCUCCUGCUGUACCCGGUCCUGCUGAGCAGCUUCUUCGAGUGCGGCUUUAUAUUCGAGGCUCAGGAACAGAAUUACAGAUGCGAAGUAGACGGCUGUGAGUUAAGGUUUAAUGAUACAUCCUGGCUGCAGUACGCUAUCCCGCUGGACGUGGAGAAACAGCGUCCUCAAUCCUGCUUCAUGUACGAGCAAGCAAACGUUACGAGUCAGCAGUGUUUGCCUGAAGACUUCAUCAAUAAAACUGUGCCCUGCGAGAGUUUUGUUUACGAAAACGAUUAUUCUUUUGUCAAAGAGUUCAACCUUGUCUGCCAAGAAUGGAAACGAGCGCUAGUCGGAACCAUCCAUAAUUCUGGAAUGUUUGUGGCCAUGCUGUUCACUGGAGCCAUAUCGGAUAGGUUCGGGAGGAAAGUUGCUGUAGGGUUUUCUUCCUGCGCAAGCUUCAUAUUCGGAUUCGCUCGAUCUUUCUCGCCGAGCUAUCUGUUUUUCGUUGCCAUGCAUUUCCUGGAGGCUGGUUUCGGCGGAGGACUUUACCCUUCAGCUUAUGUUUUCAUUGUGGAACUGGUUGGCCUCAAGCAACGGGUCAUCGUGUCGGCCAUGUGCAACAUGACCUUCGUUAUCGGCGUCGUUCUCAUAGCCCUUCUGGCCUGGGUUGUAGACAACUGGAGGACAUACAUCCUAAUCCUGUACUGCCCCGCCACAAUCGUCUUCGUAUACGUUUGGUUUAUGAACGAAAGCGCGCGCUGGCUUCUCAGCAAAGGACGAAGGGACGAAGCAAUUGACGUACUGAAACGCGCCGCCAAGAUCAACAAUCUAGACCCGAGGAGUCUGGAUCUAGACGCGCUCGGAGAUCCCCUGCUGAAACCGCAGAACCAAACCGGGGACAAAAAGUCUCAGAUGUACAAGGCCAUCAGAUCUGGUAUAAUAUGGAAACGGGUCGCGAUUUGCUCGUUUCUAUGGAUGACGUGUUCCCUAGUGUACUAUGGCUUUUCUAUUAAUUCGGUUUCUUUAAGUAGCAACAGAUACGUUAGCUUCAUGCUCGUGACGUUAGUGGAGAUACCUGCCUAUAUUGUGGUAGUCAUCGUGCUGGAUAAAUACGGGAGGAAGAAAACUUUAUUGACGACUUAUCUAACUUGUACGGUCAUGAGUUUGCUGUUCGCUUUCUUGCCAAGAUCUGAUUACUGGUCGAUACCGCUAUAUCUAGUUGGGAAAUGGAGCGUCACAUUAGCCUACAGUUCCGUCUAUAUAUACGUGUCGGAAGUCUUCCCUACUAACAUGAGGCAGACUCUGAUAAGCGUCUGCUCUACGGCUGGAAGAAUCGGCUCUCUAAUAGCUCCUUUAACGCCACUACUGUCAUAUUACCACAAAUCGAUGCCAACUGUGAUCUUCGGAGCGAUGUGCUUCAUAUCGAGCACUCUGGUCAUGAUGCUGCCGGAGACCAGGAACAUGAGGCUGCCGGACACGAUCGAGGAGGCCGAACACCUCUCCAGAAUGAAAAGCAAGAACGGCGACACCACAGACUGACGACCUAAAUAAACAUCAGUUUUAAACGGUCCUCCAAUAAUAAGCUCGUUUUUUUAACGUGUUAAUAAAAAAUAGCAUAGCGAUUAUUAAUUUAUAACGUGCGAAAACUUCCUUUAACUGGUGGUAGGACCUCUUGUGGGUUCG
Molecule: messenger RNA, 2006 nt
Organism: Bombyx mandarina (wild silkworm)
Lineage: Eukaryota; Metazoa; Arthropoda; Insecta; Lepidoptera; Bombycidae
Product: organic cation transporter protein
Biological process (GO): transmembrane transport
Cellular component (GO): membrane
Molecular function (GO): transmembrane transporter activity
Source: RefSeq, a predicted model, not a curated record